CCCCGGCAAUCAGCAGGAGUCGUCGGGGCGGAGCACCUCUGCCAACACAAGCAGCCCCGUAAAGAAAGAUGGAGCUCGGAGUGAGACAGCGGUAGGAACAUGAGCUGUCAACCCGCAGCCUCUUCUCCCGUCGCCGGUUCUCCUCAAUAGCUGACACCGUCUCCUGGCAGAGAGCUCCCGCCGGCCGACAGCGCCUCCAUGGCAGCUCUGUCCCAUCUGGUGCUCCGGUUCUCGGACUCCGCCGGUCGCUCGUACGGCGUCUUCUCCAAAGGCUUGACGAGGACUUUGUUGAUAUUCUUUGAUCUAGCAUGGCGGCUGCGGAUCAGAUUCCCGUACAUCUACCUCGUCGCCUCCAUGAUGUUUAAUGUCAGAUUACAGGUGCACAUUGAAAUCCACUGAUCAGUCUCCAGUGCCUGCUUUUGGACUCAGAAGAGUUGACUGUGAGCGCUGCCAUGUUUCAGUCCUCUCCAGGCGACUGGCUGAUGCUGCGGCCUCUUGCUGAGAGGAAGUGUAAUUCUGCAGACUGGUGUGGCGACGCCAUAAUGUGACAGCGCCUGUUGCCGUGGUCAGCCCGCGUCACGCGAGCUCAGUGCCUUUUUGCGGGGGGGGGUUUGGGAGGAACAACAGUGACGUCUGCAGAGGUCAGUCGGCAGAGAAGGAAGAUGCAUCAGGAGGUUUUUCACUUGCCACCGAAGAUUCAGGAGCCGCUCAUCAUGUCUUGGAGGACUGUGGCGUGCGAAAGGAGAACUGUGGGUUUCAGCUUAAAAACUGAUGAUUGUUGCUGUGGGACGUUGUGGCUUCUUCUUAUUGUCUGACAUGUAUGUUUUUUAGGAGCUCAGUGUAAAGAUGUCACAGAAAAAUACUGGAAUAAUUUCACUUUAAUUAAGAAAAUAAACAUCUACACCGCAUGACACCGGCAAAGCAUGUUUGUAGCUGUGGCUUGGACACUUGAUUUGAGGCUGGGGUCGGCUGGAUCAUCGGUACAAGGUCUCUGUCAGGAAGUGCAGCCUCAGAGGGAAUCACUGCAUGUCCUCUUUGUGUUCGUACACACAGGUUGCCACUGUUGUGUUGCACUGGAACGGUAACACAUUUUACGUUCAAAACUAUUUUUGUAACUUCAUUUGUCCCGAGUGUUUAAUCUGUGAUAAAUAUCAGGUUGGACGUCACAGAACCGAGGGCGAGAAUGAUUUGAAUUUGAAAAAUAAUAAAUUAAUGAAAUCGCUCUUCUAAGCCCUUUUUUUGUAAUUCUUUAUCAAAUUGGCAGUGUCUCUUUUUCUAUUCAUUUGACCGCUAUAGAUAAAUGUCAUUUUGCAUUACUCUCUGUAUCUUCAAACAACAUAUAAACAUCCAAGUGUGGAAAAACCC
This is a messenger RNA of Limanda limanda (common dab), 1365 nucleotides long. RefSeq names its product small integral membrane protein 10-like protein 2A. NCBI's taxonomy places the organism in Eukaryota, Metazoa, Chordata, Actinopteri, Pleuronectiformes, Pleuronectidae. The record is from RefSeq and is a predicted model, not a curated record. The coding region runs from base 199 to 399 and encodes 66 amino acids. The transcript has 2 exons.